Molecule: messenger RNA, 838 nt
Organism: Paramecium tetraurelia
Lineage: Eukaryota; Ciliophora; Oligohymenophorea; Peniculida; Parameciidae
Exons: 5
Source: RefSeq, a predicted model, not a curated record
AUGAUGAUGAUGAUUAACGAAUUUUAAAAAAUCCUAUAAUAUCUUGUAAUUAAUUAUUUGUUUUACAGAACGAAAAGUGAAGGGAUGUAAUAGGGCUGUGAUGUGAAAUUUGAGAUAAACGAAGUAGUUUGGGCUAAAGUCUUAGGCUAUCCAUGGUGGCCAGCAUAAAUCUCGUCAAUUUCGAAUGGGAAGACAGGUACAAACUAAUCAUACAGGGUGAACUUUUUAGCGGAUGGAACACAUGCUGAUUGUCGUCUUGAAAAAGUGAAAAAAUGGAAUGAUAGGCCAACUCAGACAGAAACUAAGAAAUUGAAGGAAGCAAUCGAAUUAGCUAAUCAGAUUCAGACUGGAUAAUAUAAAAACAUAUUGCCGAGCUUUGAAAAUCUGAAUGGGCAUGUGCUUAAGAGUCUUGUAAUUAAAUUGAAUGAUUUAAUGAGAAAGGACUAUUAGAUGGAAGAUAUUGUGCAAUAGUUGAAUAAAAUAUCGAAUAAUGAAUUGUUGUCGAUUGUUAAAAUGAAUCUAGGUUAAUAGUUGUUUCAAAUUCAUAAGACUCGAGAAUAGAAGGAAUUCCAAAGUCUACUCCAUUGCUUUCUAGAUCAAAUGACGAGCAUAAUUGGCUAUAAAGAAUAGGCAGAACAAAUAACCAGUAGCAAAAAGAAAUUUAAAUAAUCCAUUUCAAACGAGGAACCUCUUGAAGAGAUUACAAAAUGUGUAAUUAUUUAAGAUGGGCCUGAAGUCAAAAGAAAAAAAGUAGAAGAGAAUCUUUAGAAUACUCCCCUUAAUUAAUGAUGAUUUUAUAAUCUAAUUUAUUUCCAAUGCAUUCAUAAUAUUUCAUUAA